GUUUAGGGCUCAGUUUCAUACGGCCUCUUCUAAAUUCCACAUCGGCUCCGUUGAGCUGUGUAUGUUUUCGGUCUUUCGUUUUUAGUUCGGAAAAUUCAAAAAACAUUUAAAAACCCGAAAGGUAUUCUUUCUUUGGUUUCGGAAUUCCUCUGUUUACUUUUCAGGCCAACAUCCCCAGAUAUGUCUACGAUGUGGCGCAGCGCAGUGACCAAGACCCGAUGCCAUUUGGUGCCCCGGUUCUCGGGCGCCAUCUCUGGCCGGUUGUAUGCCACGGACCACAACCCGCCGCCCAAGUGCACUGACUCUGCAGGCGGCAAGUCGUGUGGCAAAUUCAACGGCUGCGGCGAUCCCCGCUAUGAGAAAAAAGGCCCGACUACCCAAUCAGACUCGUUCGCGUUCCAUCAUUUGAUCAAGAUGCCCCCAGAGUGCUGCGACGACCCCUGCCGGGACAGGAGUCCCAAGUUCGACGACUGCUUCUAUGAGAUCUCCGACAAGGCCAAGCGUGUGUACCAGGUCACCUGGGUAGAGUGUCCGCCCAUCCAGAUCAAGCCCAAGAAGAUCUGCUGCCACAUAAAGGCCAAGCACCCGCCCAUUCAGCGUCGCAAGCGCAAGGAUUUCGUGGCCGCCGGGGUAUGUCCCAAGGACGAGUGCUCCAUUGCCACCGAUGGACCCUGCCCCAAGAUCACAAUGCCCGGAUGCAAGGCCGUCGACAACACAUCCUGCUUCAUUGUCCGCCGCAAGACAGACUGCGUCAAGGUGAAAGCCCCGUAUCCGGCCUUCUCAGAGUGCUCUCGCGAUGCCAUCCGGCCGCCCAGGCGCAUCGAGUGCAACUGCCUGGACGUUCCCAGUCAAUGUGAUCUUUUCGCCGAGUUAAAGCGGCUCGCGAGUAAUCCCGGCAAGAAGCAAUGUGGCGGCAGCAGGGGCUAGAAUCGCUUAAUCGUUCUGAAAUUUAUUUAUAUAGACGUCAUUACUGUUAACUAGGACAUUCCGAAACCAAUUCAGUUACCAUCUUCCUUUCAUGGGUGAAGUUCCAACUUUAAAUAGACCGAAACACAUACAAAAA
Messenger RNA from Drosophila kikkawai, 1063 nucleotides. RefSeq lists its product as uncharacterized. The record is from RefSeq and is a predicted model, not a curated record. Lineage: Eukaryota; Metazoa; Arthropoda; Insecta; Diptera; Drosophilidae.